AUGUGUGUACGAACGCUGCACCAGAUAAUUAUUAUCCCUGCCUCCUACCCCGAGAACAAUUCGAUGAGAACGAAGCGCGGGGAUCAGCAGCCGAGGCUGAGCUCGGCCGGGGGAGCCCCCGGGCCGCUGCCGGGGGCCGGUGUGCUGCUGCUGGCACACCGCCCCCCCGCAGCAGCCGGCACCGCCGCUCCGGCGGGACGAGGCGCCCCGGUCCCGUCUCCCCGUCCGCCAGUGCUGCCCGCUGCGCACGCAGGCGCGUGCCGGGCGCUCCGGGGAGCGCGGCGGGGGCUCGGCUGGGGGGGGGGGCGGCGGCGGCCCCCCCUCCUCCGCGGAGGUGCGCCUGACGGAGCGGCCUGGCUGGGUGCUGGCGCGGGACAGCGAGGGGCCCCGGGCCGCUCGACGGCGAGAAUAGAGGAGCCCCCCCCCCCCCCCGCUUUCUCCGCCGGGACCCUGCGCCUCGCCGCCCCGCGGAGCCCCGGCCUUCCCCGCCCGCCGGCGGCCGAUGCCGACGCACCGCUGCCCGGGAACGCUCCCGCAGCGGGCGGCGCUCGGGGAGCGCGGGGGCUGCGGCCCGGGUGCACGGCGGGCAGGGGCCGAGCCUGGCGCGGGUCCGGCCGCCGGGACCGAGACCUGCGGGCGCCCCUCGGGCGGCCUCACGGCCGGCGACCUGCGGCGCGUACCGGGCGCUCCCCUGAACGGCUCUGCAGCCCGCGGCUCCGACCGAGCCUCCGGCGGCGGCGCCCGCCGCGCGUUGCCUCCCCGCCGACGGCCCUCUGCCCCGGGCCACCGCCGCAGCGCCCAGCGGGCCGGGCCGGGCCGGGCCGGGCCAGGCCGUCGUGCGGGGCAGUCGGUCCGCCCGGCCCCGCCGGCCCGGGAGCCUCGGCGGAGCGGCCCCCUGCCCGGGAAGAGCCGCCGCCGGGUGUGCUCGGCGAUGACUGAUUCAACCCGCUCACCCUCCCUCGGAAGGAUAAAUGUAAGCGAGCUGCAAAGUGUAGUUACUAAUAACAAUAACAAUAAAUUAUUGGGCUGUUGCUCAGUAGCGCAAACAAACGCUUGCCGUGAACAACGCGCAGCCUCCCCGCGCCUCGCAGCCGCCCCCCCGGGGACCGGCCUGUCCGUCGCUCCGGUCCGGCUGCGCCCCGGCCCCGGCGAGGCUUCCCACCCGACCGGCAGCCCCAUGGUAGCAGGUGACCGGGCGGCGCCGGGCUCGGUGCCACGCCGGGGGCCGGGGCCAGGCCGCCGAGGUGCCCGGCGGGGCGCGGCCGGUGGGUGGGUGGGCUGGAGCCGGAGGGGUCCGCGCUCCGGGCCCGCCGCGCUCGGUGCCGGCGCGGCCCUUCAAAGGGCCCGACCCCCGCCCGGGGAAGCCCCGCGCCCUCCUGGGGGGUGGUGGGAGCGGGGCCGGUAGAUCGCGGUUCGGAGGCCGCGCCGCGCGGAAGGCGGCGAACACCGAGCCGGUAUUUUAAUUAAGCAGAGUCUCUUUGAUAUAGGCAGCCUGAUGCUAUCUCUGCGCGCUGUUCCCUGCACGGCAGCUUUUGGGUAGGAAAACUGCUGAGGAAGCGGGAUGGCGCGGAGCAGAGCCGAGCAGCGCCAGAAAGCCCCGGGGAAGGCGGAGGGUGCGUGUGAGCGCGGCGCGCUGGGAGUUCCAGCUCCGCCGUGGUGCGGGGCGCGCUGUGUGCAUUUUCGGGGGGCCUGGAGGAACUCGAGUCAAUUUACCAUGAUUAAAGGCACAAGCAAGGAGGCGCCACACAUUUGCAUGCGCCUUCAUCUUUCUUAAGUGGAUUUUUGAGGGCAGCGCGGCAGACAGACUGGGGCUGCGCGUCCUCCUCCGCCGGCGGAGCGCCUCGCCGUGCGGCGUCGGGGACUGGGGGUCUCGGAGCCCUCGCCCGCCCGAGGGAGCGGCGGGACGGGCCUCGGCACCGGAGCCCCGUCGGGGCCGCUCCGUCGCCCGGUCCCUCCAGCGGCAACAGGCGCGACUCCGCGCCGCCCUCUCUCUCCCCGCGGGCCAGCGGCUCGCCCGGCGCCGGGCACGACGCGCAAGGGCCGCGCCCGCGGAGCGGGCUGCGCUGGCGGCGCUGCACCGGGCGCCCCG
This is a messenger RNA of Aquila chrysaetos chrysaetos, 2089 nucleotides long. RefSeq names its product translation initiation factor IF-2-like. Lineage: Eukaryota; Metazoa; Chordata; Aves; Accipitriformes; Accipitridae. The coding region runs from base 1 to 939 and encodes 312 amino acids. The transcript has 3 exons. The record is from RefSeq and is a predicted model, not a curated record.